AUGAUGAAUACAAGCAUGGAAGGUGGAAGUGAUGAUGGCGAGUCUACUGAAUACGAAACUGAUGAAGAAGAAGAAACAAUAAAUGACCAAGGUAUGUCCCGAUCUCUUGUCAACAGGAGGCAUGAGGACGAUGACUUUGGUUUGCCCUCCGAUGAUGAGGAAGGAGAAGAUGACGAAGAAUCAGACAAUCUAAAUUCAACUGGUAAAUUCACUAGCAUUGGAAAUUCAUCAUCAUCGAAUAAUAUUGGUAAUAAGGGAAUAGUUGUUUCCAACAGAUAUGAGAGAGGUAAUAGCGGAAGCAACCGGCCAACUCCCACAACAACGAAUCAAAAACCCUCAUCGGCUCAAGGGAAAGUUGUUCCAAAUCAACAUUACGAUGAAGUAUUUGAAACCAAUGAUGAUGAAGUGCAUUCCAUCCCAUCUCCUGAACAUACUCCUAGAGAUCCUAGAAUGCAAGUUGGAGCCCCUAACACAAUUCCUUCAUCAGGUAUUGCAGUCACCACAAAAAGUGAAGUUCCUAACAAUCGAAUGCAACAUGAGUCAGAAGAAGAAGAGGAAGACGAAGAAGAGGAGGAAGAAGAAGAGGAAGAGGUGGAGGAUGAUGAGGAGGAAGAGGAGCAUUAUUCAGCAAGUAUUAACAACACAAAACAACAACAGCAAAGAUCACAACACGCCUCGUAUAAUGCAAACGAAUCGAACGUGUUACUCAGCAAAAUGAAUGUUUCCAACGAGCUUAAAGAAUUAUUCACGUACAUUAAUAGAUACAAACCUCACGAAAUUGAACUAGAUACAAAACUCAAGCCAUUUAUUCCUGACUACAUGGCUUCCGUUGGAGAAUUGGAUCCUUUUUUGAAAGUUAAACGACCAGAUCUUAAGGAAGAUGAAUUAGAUGACCUUGGUCUAAAAGUUAUCGAUGAACCAAAUCCAGUGCAAUCGGAUCCUACAGUGGUUACAUUAGAUUUAACUUAUCAGAUGAAAGGAGACAUGAGUACAACCAAUAUUGCUUCCUCUACUGCUCAUUCAGAAUCUGUUUUGUCAUCUGGAAUUUCAAUGAAAAAACCAGAAACCAUCAUUAAGAGUGUUGAGUCAGGCAAUGACAAAUUAAUUCUUAAAUGGAUUAAUGAUAUCAGAGAACUUCACAAAAAGAAACCACCCCCAACUGUUCAGUAUUCAAAAGUUAAUGUUGAUUUUACUCAGCUCAUUCAAGCUUGGCCUGACGCAUUUGAAGAGGAAUUGGCAAAAACUGAUCUUCCAGGUGCAGAUUUAGACGUAGAUCUUGACGAAUACAUCAAAAUAGUCUGUAGUAUUUUAGACGUACCUGUGUAUGAAGGCCAUUUGAUUGAGUCGCUGCAUGUUCUUUUUACGUUAUACCUUGAGUUCAAGACCAAUCAACAUAUUCAAUCUCAAAUGAUGUAG
Molecule: messenger RNA, 1416 nt
Organism: Naegleria lovaniensis
Lineage: Eukaryota; Heterolobosea; Eutetramitea; Acrasida; Naegleriidae
Exons: 1
Coding region: 1-1416 (471 amino acids)
Biological process (GO): intraciliary transport; cilium assembly
Cellular component (GO): motile cilium; intraciliary transport particle B; centrosome
Source: RefSeq, a predicted model, not a curated record